Dendronephthya gigantea is the source of this 3582-nucleotide messenger RNA. RefSeq lists its product as uncharacterized. The record is from RefSeq and is a predicted model, not a curated record. Lineage: Eukaryota; Metazoa; Cnidaria; Anthozoa; Malacalcyonacea; Nephtheidae. The transcript is spliced from 4 exons. The coding region runs from base 339 to 3116 and encodes 925 amino acids. Gene Ontology annotation, cellular component: nucleus. Gene Ontology annotation, molecular function: zinc ion binding.
CUCUGUGCUCACUCUGGGGGAGCACCCGCUGAGAAAAGACCCUGGUAUCGGCUGGUCACGUGUCUCCCAGAAUCUGGGAGGUAACAAAAAUAAUAACUAAGGGUAGGGUAGCUGAGUAUUAUGUUUUAUGCGCGAUGAGUUUUGCUGCGAAAAUGCCGAGGAGUGAGAAAUCAUAUUUAGCCUGUACGAUAUGAAAAGCUAUGAGCGAUCAAAUAUUACGGAAAUAAAUACCGCAAGAAGUGUUGACAGUCUAUUUAUCUCAAACCAUAUCAAGUAACAUAUCAAAUUACAAUCGAGGAACAUGUGCUUCAGUCUCAAAGCUCAUUUUACUGUCCGGAAUGGCUUCGAAGGAAACACCUGUAAAAGCGUAUCGAGCUUUUAAUCCUUCCACAAAUUCUUCUUCUUGUCGACUAUGCAGAACUGUUGGCGAUCCCAAUCACCGCAAGAACUUAUUCAAGCCUGCGAAUCGAGCUUUGCUGAGAAUUGCCGAGAAAAUUUGCGGUCAUUCCAUUGUUUACGACGCGAAUUUACCGCAUCUUUUAUGUCGACCAUGCGAACGCAGGCUUAAAAAUACUAUAGCCUUUCAGCAGAUAAUUGUGGAGACCGAGCAGUCAUUUCGCCAGUCCUAUCAGACCCGUUUCAAACGCUGUACCGAUGUUUCUCCGUCUAUUUCCCAACCGCCAAGAUCACGCCAAGCAACAUCAACUGCGGCGCCUUUAGCGAGGCAUUCAGCAAGAACUUCGUUGUCGUUUGAUUCUUGUCACGAUCAAGAGUCCAGUGUGAAUUAUGAUAUAGAAAAUGUAAAUCCUUUGCAAGCUGGUUACAAUGAGCAACUUAAGAUUGCCAACAAUGAAUUGGUAAAUAUUGCUAGAAGAGAUGAACCAUCUGUGCUAAGAGAUCGGUCCUAUGCAGGUUUGUCCCAGGAAACGUGGAUGGUUGAAGUUAUAAAAGAACUUUCCACUAGAUGCCCCACAGUUGCAGAUAUCUUAUCAAGCUUGCUCGAUUGUUCGAUGGAGAACCUUGGCAAGAAGUUAUCUCCCAUUUGCCUGAUUUAUAGCAUCAUCAUGUUUAUGAGAUGUCAUGAGCUGAGCAGAAUUCAGAGAAUUAACACUGUCAUUCUGACUGAUGGAAAGGCAUCAACAAAUUUGCUUGAGCGACUAAACAAGUAUGGCAUAUGUCUCAGCCCUUCUAAAAAGUAUGUUGUCCUUGAUGACAUUGGCAAACACUUUUUGGAUCAUGCAGUGGAGUUGGUGAAGGCUGGGAAGAAGUUUGUCUUCGUUGUCGACAACAUAGAUUGGGAGGAGAAGGUGCAUGAUAUGCGAGAAAUUCAUCAAAAUAAGAGUGUCCAUGCUGUUGCUACCAGCAUGGUAUUCACCCGAGUUUCAAGUGACCACCUACCUGAUGAUGGCCCUCAGAAGGAUAUAAAAACUUGCAACUUCCGAGAAAUAGUUGACAUGAAGGAUGAAGAGCUAAAGGAGAUUCACUAUCGUUACAAGAUAUUGGUAGCACGAGUCUUAAUCAAGAUGUUUCCAGAAUUCAGCAGAAUUAAAUCAUACAUAUCUCAGGAGCUUCUACUCACUCAUGAACAUUCUGAUACAGCAUCUUGUAAGUCAGAAAUUAUUACUAUGCCUGUACUAAUGAAAGAUGAGAAAAAGUAUAGCGAUUGUGUUGAUGUUCUUGACCAGCUGGAAGAGUGGACACACGAGAUAUACAAGGCAAGUGGCAAGUGUCAAGAUCAUGCAGACCAUGCAUCUGCUUCCCAUCCCUUGAUAGAAGUUCCAACACGACCAGAUCAACCAAGAUCCCACAUUCCACCUUCUACUCAAAAUUCUGAUCCACUUCAAGGAGUAAAAGUUGCUUGCUUUGGCGAUGAGUUAACAAGAGUGAGGUUUGCUGGAGCACGUGACCUUUGUUCUGGUUGUCACACAGCGAAGCAGCGACUUGAUCAUUUAUAUCCAUAUCGAAUUGUUGGAUGGCAUACAAAGAGGAGUUUUUUAAAGUCUGUCUUUAAACGGCUGUACAAAAACUCCAGCAGAGAACAUGGCACAUUGAGAUACUUUCGGGAAGUGCUUAACAGAAGAAAUGUGACAGUUGACAUCAAGCACUACGAACACUGUGAGCAGUUCUUCAUGAGUGUUGGUCACUGUUAUCUGAUUGAAGCACUGCUUCAGUUCUUCAAGAUGGAAGAUAUUAAAGGGUUGCCAAAAGAGAACGAUCCUUUUCUCCAUCACAAUGAAAGUGAUGAAGAAAAGAAGGCCCAUGUUUUAGAAGUACUGGACAAGUUUGUUCAACAGUUUCUUUGUCCAACUGAUGUUGAUGACAGUACUGACUCUUUAGAUGAUGACAGCACUACCUCAGAUGGUGUAUUUAAUUAUGCACUCAACCUAUUGAAGUCAUUUAUGGUUCUUCUGGAUUGCAAGGAUGCUGUAGCUUCUGGAAAUGGUGAGCAUUUGGCCACAAUCCAGAAACAGAUGUUAUUCUAUUUCUCAUCUGUUUCUGGAUAUAAUGUUUAUGCCAUUGAGAUGCUUAUAUUUACCAUCCAGAAUGAAAUAUUGUUAUCACCUCGAGAAGCACAUCAGUGUAAGUGGGCAGCUUUGGCUAACUGGAGCGGAGGUAAAGACAAAAACAUAGAGAUUGAUUUAUUACAGGAAAACCGGAAUGCAGAUCUCAAAGGGCUUAUUCGGAUGAUGGGGGCCAACAAGACAGAGAAAGCCAUUGGGAGGAUGAGUAAAGCUGCUGGAGGGGUACGUAAGAUCGUUGAUGUGUUCGACGAACAGGCAUCCAUUAGACGUAAAUCUUCAGCCCAUUCCCAUCGGUCAUCGUCUGAAGAUGAGAAUAAAAUCUCCUCAGAUUUGCACAAAUUAAAGCCCUUCGCUUUCCUGGGUGGUCGAUCUCACUCUUCAUUUGUGGGGAUUUCUUCAGACCCAUUGGAAGAUUUAAAUGAAGAAGCGUUUUGUGAAUGGCUUAAGCGACAUCAAAGGAAUAUUGCAUUGCAUUUCCCAACAGUUGAAGAAGCACCUACUGUACAUGCAGAUGCAGAGGAUGAUGAACAAAGUGAGGAUUUCAGUGAACUAAUGCACUCGCUAUUAAUUGAUGACGUCACAGAUGAUAUCUAAAACAACACUAAAUUGCCAUUACCCAUAUAUAGUCUGAAGGAACAUUUGCCUGUUCCCUCUACUGUCUUUCUCUACUAUUUCUGAAUGUUUUCACUUGUUUACGUUGAAUAACCUUGAACAUCAAUUCCAAAUUGUUAAUGUUCAAUGUUAUCAUCAAGUAAGAGUAAUUGUCUUUGUACAAGUUAUUGUCUUUCCCAGCAAAGCUCACUUUGAAGAGAAUUUAUUGAUUUAAAGUGAGACUGGUGGUAAAGAUAAAAUCAUAUAACAGAAAGUCCACAUGAGUUCUCCUGUCCCCAAUCUGGUGCAGCAAAAUUGCUACAAAAAUUAUACUAAAGUCAAAUUUUAAUGUAUAUGUGUGCAUUCUGUAAAUGAUUUAUGUAAAUAUCUGUAAAUAAUGUUUAAAAGUUCAUUUGGGAAUCAUGUAAAUUUUUGUAUAUAUAAUAAGAGAUUAAAAAUUUUCCUAUGU